Messenger RNA from Durusdinium trenchii, 345 nucleotides. Lineage: Eukaryota; Dinophyceae; Suessiales; Symbiodiniaceae. The record is from the annotation of a GenBank genome assembly.
AUGUAUGCUCUUUUGGUAGGUCUUAGAGCUUGGAGCCACAGAUUGUCAUCUCGUCAACUGGUCGUUUACGUAGAUAACGACGCGGUAAGGGGUGCAAUUGCAAAUUCCUACGAGAAGCUAGGUGCAGUUGGAGUGAUGCUCGACUGCAUAAAUAGUCUCGAAGCUUGUCACCAGUUCUUGAUGUGGAUAGCAAGGGCGCCGUCGAAGUCGAAUGUAGCAGACGGACCUUCUCGAGACGAGACCAGAGCCUUGACUGAGAUCGGCGCCGUGCGUAUUGACUUUCCACUUGACCUCGCGCCUUUUCGUGGGCUUCCUGAAGUGGGGGAGGACGUUGAGCCCCGCUGA